Aphanomyces astaci is the source of this 1957-nucleotide messenger RNA. RefSeq lists its product as hypothetical. The transcript has 6 exons. The record is from RefSeq and is a predicted model, not a curated record. Lineage: Eukaryota; Oomycota; Saprolegniomycetes; Saprolegniales; Verrucalvaceae. Bases 12 to 1319 code for a protein of 435 amino acids.
CAACAAACACCAUGGAGAACGUGCUGGCCGACGAACAAGACACAUGGCGAAAGAACUACUUGAAGGAAGUCCAAGUCAGUCGGAGUCUAGCCAAGCAACUCCAGGAAUGCGAGGGCAAGCUCGAAGCUGCUUUAGAGAAAGGCCAAGACACACCGGAAACCCCCGAUUGUUCCAAAUGCCUAGUAUUGGAGCGUGAACUCGAUGUACUGCGGGCGCGGCACAAGUCUGUGAUCACAAAGUUCAAACUUCUCGAAGAAGAGCUUGCUCAUGCACGGAAGUCGCCCCUGAUGCAACUGUUGAGCCCAAAGCGCAAGCACAAACCACCGCCUCCCACGUCACCCAAAGCUGACCAAAACCCUGCAAGUGUGCCCGAAAGGAAGCAAAGCGUGCGGAAACCUCCCCCCACAAGGGCAGAGAUCGACCAAGCUUGUCAAAGUGUAUUUCGCGAAAACAACAACAUUCCCCAGGUGUUACAAGCGGCAGCGGCAUCCAGCGACACGGAACUCUUCCAUCACGGGAUCCUCUUUGGAUACCCCGACGAGGUCGUUCCCGACCCAUCCAAAGACCUCAAACACAAGGACGACAAAACGGUUGACUCUACCUCAUCUUGGCUGGGCAAAAUGCUCAAGUCCCCUCCCACGUCGCCGUCCCAAGCCCAUCCUCCAUUUCGAAAACCCAAAAUCAUGAGCGUAUUUCCAUCGGCGGCUUCGCUGGCAGACGUGGAGCCGAUGAUGGAGUUUUGCUUUCCCCAUGGGGAUUCCCACCACGGCGGAGGCUUUUCCGGCGGCGACGACGACGAUCUGUCGUUUGUGGUGCUGCUGUCUGGCACCCAACCCGCUCAAAACAUGUAUGCGAUCUGCGUGCUGCCGUCGCAACGACCGGUGCGAUGCUACUGCCUCGUCAGCGUCCAUCCGUUUUUCAGCUUGUUUGUCAAACUGUUACGGGGGAUCGUGGGCAUGUGCCACAACCACACGCCUCAAGCUGUCCAAGUGAUCUUUGACGAUGCCCUCCGCCGACUCCACGGCACGCCGGUGCCGCCCAUGGGCGGGUGGUGCAGCUUCCGACUUGACCCACAGCACCCCCUGCUCACGUUCCACCGCCCGCACACGUCCACAACCCGCCACGAAGCGCGCCAGUUCAUCCUCGAGUAUACAUCUCCGCGUCUGUUUUCCAAAGUCAGUUUGGACCACCUGCUCGUGCUCCUCGGAUGUCUCUGCUGCGAAGUCAAGGUGCUCCUGAAGUCGUCCGACCCGUCCCUUCUCACGUCGUGUGUGCUUGCGGUGCGGGCGUUGCUGGAUCCGUUUGAAUGGGUAUUGUGAAUGGGGUUCUUUUAAAAAAUAUAUAUGGGGAUAUGUAUGUAUUGUAGGCCGGCGUGGUGGUGACGCUGUUGCCGCCGUCGUUGGGAGAAAUCCUCGAAGCGCCCGUGCCGUUCCUCGUUGGCCAAGUCACUUCAAAGCAGCAUUCUUGUCAUCAUUCGACCCGAUCUUCAGUUCCGUCACUCGUGCAACUCGACAUUGACACGAACACGUUGAUCAUGGACGACCAAGAGAUGGAGGUACUGCAUGAACUCAAGCUUCCCCGAAGCGAUUCGCUCCAGUUCCAGCUGCAGUCGUACGCGUCGACGUGUUUUGGCAGCGACCUGUCCCCCCAAAGCCUCGAGCGGCACCACGUCGAGGCCUGCGAACACAUGAGCGCGUGCAUUCAGUCGCACUUGGCAUCGCUCUUGGACCCGUCCCAGCACCAGCACGACGCACCCUUUCUCCAUCGAUUCCACUCGACCCAAAUGUACAGCAUCGCGUCGUCCGAGUGCAAUUUGAACGAAUUGGAGGACGUGUCUGGUGGAGCAGGGAGCGAUUUAGAAGGGGAGUCGACGUCGUAUGAGCCGACCGCGUAAUAACAAACAUCAUACUAAACGAAACCAUCUCAAGGCCUGGACCGUUGGUUAUGUGAUUACAAC